AAUGAUCGUUGGUCGAUCUUGGAAAUAACACAAUUACGAAUUGUCAUUUAACUGUGUGAAUGAUGUACCUACAAAGAACGUGUCUCUGGCGAUGUCUUACCCUUUGGAGUUGAGAGGUCAGACGGCUGUCGCUUCCAUAAGGACCGUAAGUAAAGGUUAUAACUUACAUACCAAAGUUUAGCAAACUAGGUUUAAAGUGAGAGAGCUGAAGAUACUGGUAACUCAAUCAAAUGAUUAACCAUUAGGUACAGUCAUAAGAUAUAUCGGAGCGGCCGAGGUGCUCAAAAAUAUCUGAACAGGCGUGUUCAGAUAUUGUGAUUAUUGUGAGCACCUUGGCAGCUGCGAUAUAUCUCAUGGCGAUUGUAUAUGACACACAGGCGGCCAGGCAUGGUCGAACAGGAAUAGGAUGGAAGAUUAAUUUUAAUUCCUUGGCACAGUAUUCAGGUUUCCUCAGGGUGUUUUCCUUAACCAGCAAGUGGUAUAGGUAUUUGAAUAAAAUGUCCGUAUAGUUCCAAGUAUUGAGGACUGUCUAAUUAAAUCUAAUGAGUAAUGAGUUACGUACCAUCGGCAACAUAAGAACAAUUAACUAAGCAUUUGUAAACCUUAUUGAAAAGAUAUAAGGUACAAUGUUCAAUUAAACUGUAGUUAGUGGUGUGACGGAGUCGUAUAGGUAAAGCGGUCAAUGUAUUCGUGGAUGGUACCUAUAUUAUUGAAGGUAUGAUUCUGAAUUACUAGACUUUGAAGUAGUAUAAGUGGCCGUAUUACAUAGGUGACUGGAACACAUUCCCGAAUCAAAUAAUUUCCAAGGAAAAUCAAACAUAACUUCCGAGAAUUAAUGCAAUUGAGUCAGAUUCUUGGCUACGAGUUGUGAGAAAACUGCAGUAUAUUAGUUACAAUCCUGUGUCACUGUCGACAUAUUCAUGUUUUCUACGAAAACUACACAAUCAGUAACCUAUAGGUACAGUCGUCAGUCAUCAUCACCCAUCAGAUAAUAUCGGAGCUGCCGAGUUGCUCAAAAAUAUCUGCGCCUUGACAAUAAAGGCGUGUUCAGAUAUAUGUGAGCACCUUGGCCGCUCCGGUAUAUAUGAUGGCAACUGUACAGUUUCUUGUGAUACAUUUUUGUGAUUAUAUUCGCAAACUUCUGCAAGUUUGCGGACUUUGCGGUUUGUAUGUACUAGAGAAAAGAAGACGGAAAUUGCAAUUCUGCUGCUUUCCUGCGAUAUAAUACUUGGAUAUAGGUAUUAAUUGAUACUCAGGUAUUAGGUACCUAACAUACCUAGAAAUUUUUGUCAGUUAAUGUUUGCAGCUGGCGGUUCUAUUGGUACGGAUAUUAAAAGCGACAUUGAAUAAAGUAAAUAUCCGACAUAUGUUUCAACUGACUACUAACUAUUAGGUGCUAUAAUGCGAUACUAAAUUGGUUUGACGUUACACAUACAUAUAGGUCCCAUGAAUAGGCUGAUUUCUAUUUUAACUGUUGAAUAAGCUGUAAAUUUAGCUGGAAUUUGAUAGCUUCCACUAUUGCAGUUUGAAUUCAGCCAUGCAACAUUCUAGCUUGCAUUGUUUACUUUAUAGCUGCGAAUUACUUAAACCCUCACGGGACCACACACUACCGCGCUCAGAAUUACCGCCAUAUGUGCAUUUGAAAACUCUUUCGCUCCCACCACCCGGGGCUCUAGAGAAGACCACUGCUGUGGUAUUUAUUACCAAAGCAUAUGCUGAGUGGUGUCUUUUUGUCGCCACUAUAGCAGCGCCAAUAUUUCUUUUAUAGUUAGUUACUCCUUUUCUAUUGCUGUCGUGCUAUCUAUUUUUAGUUUUAAGUGUCUAGUGAGCAAGUUCUUUUUUGUAACUAAAGUGGCGCUGUAUGUAGGUUUUUACAAUAAAUAUAUUUUUAUUCUAUUCUUAUUCAUUCAGUUGUAUACCAUUGUUCCCAUGUAAUAAAGUACAAAAUAGGUGGAUAUGGUUAGCACGCAGCACCAAUUAUAAUGCAAGGUGAGAGAUAGAUGGGUAGUAAUGUUUAUGUUAUCGAUCUAAGAAUAUGGAGCAGGCUCUUUUGUUUUAGCAUCAUCUUUUUAGGGUUCCGUACCAAAAGGGUAAUCUGUCUGUCUGUCGCAUCGCUGACUAUCUCUGGAACUACUUAUUUUACAUGGCCGGAUGCACAUCGCAUAGGCCGAUUUGCCCAUCCCAUAGGGCAAUCCGGAGACCAUUUGGUAUUUUUUACAUACCAUGCUAGAAACUGAAUGUCUCACUGACGUGUCGCUUUAUACCUAAGUUCGAAAUAUCUUUUCUAAUAUGGUAUGCCACUAAAAUUUUCACGGACUGACGGACAGGUUAAUUUAAUCUAAACUGGAAGAGAUUAAUAUAAUACUCCUAAUCUUAAAAUGUUUUUUCAGACACUUAAAAACCACCGAGAUCUUAGGUUCAGUUUUACUUUCGUUUUAUACGAGUACAUGGGAAGCCAUAAUUCUUAAGAUAAUGUUAAAAUAUUUCUUCACAAAAUAUAAAAUGACUGUACAUUUUUCGCACUUACGCUGCUAUAGCAUUCCGGAUUGUUUCCUUAGAUUAAUGGGUUACCUCAUAACCAUCAUUCCACACUUAUUUAUAAAUAGAUGUGAUUUAACACAUAUUAUUGGAGCGGCUUAGGAAAUCUUAUCGAAUAUUGCCUAACCGAAUGUUAUAAUCGUGUAACAUCGCGAACUUUACAACAUCGAAUGAAUUGGCUGUCGAAACAGUCAAAAUAUUGGGGACUCUUGCAUUAUAUUGGGCGCCAUUAAGUAUGUAGGGAAUUUGAUAUAAAUAGUAUCACGGGCAGACGAUACCGAGACAUGCGACAUUCAUUAAACACAAAACUAUUUGUUACUAUAACUAAAAACUAAUAAAAGUGAUUUUUUAUAUUUUUUAAAUGUUUUCGUUGUAGGUUUAUUUCAGACCUGCUGAUAGACAAUUAUAAAUCUCAGUUCUAGACAGUUGAAAGCAUUACGAUUUUUCGCAAACACUGCUGAAAGGGAAUAGGUUGAUUUUAAGAAAAGACAAUAAACAGAAGUAGGUCUUUCCCGAAAUAUGAUAAUAUUGGCUCGGCAUGCGCGAGAGAUGAAAGCUUCAGUAUUAACACAGGCGCGCUUCGAUCAGUCGCGAGAUGACGUCCAGAAACGCGCCAAAGAAAAAAAGAAAGUCGUUUAAAGAUAAGGUAUUCCGUCAAGGCAGUGCGCGAUGGUGCGUGGGCGUGGACCAGGUGACAGAGGACUCGGACGACUUGGAGGCUGGCUACAUUUCUAGCGAUGAGUCAGCGAGGGGCAUAGAUCUGGGCGAGAGGAUAAGGGUCAAACCCAGUAGGGACAUCUGGCCUAUAGAGAGAAUACAGUACGUGUUACGACAACUCCCACAUGCUGACACAUUAUACGCUCUCAUUGAAGUAGGGCAGUACGACCAAGUGUUGGAAUUAGCGUCGCAGCCUGAGGAGAGGAAGACGGCCGCGUUGUGGACGUGCUGGUUGGGGCGGAGCUCCCUGCUGGCGAGGUUGCUGAAGAUCGGAAUCGAUCCGAACUGGGCUGAUGAUGAUGGCAGGACCUGUCUACAUUUGAGCUGUUUAGUGGCCAGUGAAGAAUGUGUUCAACUAUUGCUGGAACACCACGCAGACCCUAACAGAUGGGACUGUUUUGACGAUGGAAAAGCUACACCACUACAUUGUGCAGCGAGUGCAAAAAGUUUGGCUUGUGUUAAGAUUUUAUUGGAAAACGGAGCCGACGUAAACGCAGGCCUAAGUGAUCGAUCGCCACUACACUACGCAGUACUGAGUGACGCACCGGACGUGGUCGGCUUGUUGUUGGAAGCCGGCGCCUGUCCUGACACUCCACAGGUAUUCACAGAAACACCACUCCACGUAGCAGCGUCACUAGGCUCCGCCAAAUGCAUGAAGCUACUCCUAGAUGCAGGAGCCGAUGUGAGAGCAGCGUUUGGACAGAUGAGAUCUACAGCGUUACACCUCGCAGCUGAAGACGGGCAUGCAGAGUGUGCUAGGUUACUGCUGGAUCAUAAUGCGAGGAUUGACUGUCCUAAUUAUAGAGAGCAAACACCGCUUCAUUUAGCUGCCUUAGCUCAAUCUGUAGAGGUGGUCGAACUCCUAGUCGGUCGGCGAGCCGAUGUCAACGCCAAAGACGUGGACGGCCGAACGCCCCUCCACGGCUCCAUCGUCAGAGGCGCUAGGGCGUGCGACGUGGCGAGGGUAUUACUGACGUUCGGUGCGGACCCAAACGCGCCGGACGAGUUUGGAUACACUCCGCUACAUAUAGCGGCGUUGAAUGAGUUUUCGGCGUGUGUGUUGUUGUUAUUAGACUACGGAGGCGAUCUAACCCUUCGCACAAACGGUGGCGUAUCCGCCCUAUCCUUCGUCGUGCGCCGCGUUCCGGAUGUCGUACCCCGCUACCUGUGCAAGUUCGACGACGCUGUUCACAUGAGCGAGCACGAAUUAGGAGAUGUAGACUGCGAGCUGACUAUUGACUUUAGGCCUCUCGUGCCGAAUUUGAGCCGCGGAGAGGCCGAGUUGCUGCUGGCGUUUAUUGAGGUGGGCCGUAAAGAUGUCCUCAAGCAUCCGGUAGCCGAGACGUUCCUGUUCCUCAAAUGGAGAAGGAUAAGAAAGUUUUUCGUUCUAAGCUUCCUUUGUCAUGCCUUGUUCAUCACUAUGUACAGCGUUUAUAUACUUCUAAUUUACCUCUGCGAAGAAGUGACUUGCGACGUAUCGUCGUCUCUCAGCCCGCUACAAUACCUAAUAAUAUUACUAAACCUAGGCUUCUUAUGCAAGGAGAUCUUCCAAGCAUGCUUGGAUUGGAACGCGUAUAUUCGCCAAUGGGAGAACUGGUUGCAAUCUACCAUUGUGUUGGGAGUUUUCUUAAGCACUAUACCCAUAUGGGAGAAAACGGGGACAUCGCAACUCCACACGUCAGAUUGGCAGCACGACGUCGCCGCCGUAACGAUAUUCUUUUGUUGGUUGGAGUUAAUGAUGAUCAUUGGCCGAUUCCCAACUUUCGGCCUUUAUGUUCAGAUGUUUACGACCGUGACCGUAAACUUCGCAAUGUUCCUAAUGGCGUACAGCUGUCUCUUAAUCGCCUUCGGUCUGGCCUUCAGCGUGCUAUUCAGCAACUACCCAGCGUUCCAACUACCAGCAGGCUUAGUAAAGACCGUCAUGAUGAUGUCAGGAGAGCUGGAGUAUGAGGAUAUAUUCUAUAAUAACUGUACGAACUCGCAGAUACAGUAUCCGCUCACGGCGCAUGGAAUGUUUCUGAUUUUUGUGCUACUUGUGACCGUUAUUUUGACUAAUCUGUUGGUUGGUUUGGCGGUCAGUGAUAUACAGGCUUUACAAGUAUCCGCCGGUUUAGAUCGACUAGUGCGCACGACGCAACUGGUGGGCUACCUCGAGAGUAUGCUAUUCAGUUCGCUGCUCUCAUGGGCGCCAAAGCAAUUAAUACUGCUUUUGCGGUUUGGGGCCUUACUCACGGCCUCGCAGUAUACGAGGACGUUGAAUAUAAGGCCUAAUGAUCCUCGAGAGAGUAGAAUUCCAAAGGAACUAAUAUCAUCAAUUUACAAAAUGGUCGCCAGCCGUAAAGUCACCAAGCGGAGCAUACGGAAAAACAACAACUACGAAUGUCGAAUAAAAUGCAAAGAGGAGAUGGAAACAGAAAAACCUCAGCAGUUCAACAAAAGAAAAAGCAACCUCUAUGACAGAUAUUCAUCCGAGGGACAGAACGUAGAAAGAAGAAAAAGAACAACUUCUAGUUCAGAUAAUAGAAAUAGGCCCAUGUCAAUGAAUAUAGGUGCAAUACAGGAAAUAUGUAUGGUUGAUAUAAAAACUCAGUUGGCCGAGUUGACCAAGAAAAUUAAUAAGUUGGUUGAAACUACAGAUUUCAGAUUAAGUACAAUUGAGAAGAGAUUAGAUGAUAAGGAUUAUUCAACACCCUAAAAAAAUGUUUGUAUAAUAAUUAAUAAUUUGAUAUUCAUUGUGUUCUAUUCAUUUGGAUUACUCAGAGUGAGUUAUAGACUAUCUAGUCAUAGACGCAGAUAACCAUAUAAUAAGGCCAGCACUUUAAUUGUUAUUGUGCUAAUAGGAAAUCACAGUAUACUACUAUUAUAUACAUAGUAUACAUUAUUUUCUUGCAAAAUACAAUUUUGACUUAUUAUUUGCGUUAAGUUAGUUAUCUCGUAAUAGUAAUUGAUAUUUCUUACUACUUAUUUGAAUAAAAUUUGUUUUUUACAA
Molecule: messenger RNA, 6244 nt
Organism: Cydia pomonella (codling moth)
Lineage: Eukaryota; Metazoa; Arthropoda; Insecta; Lepidoptera; Tortricidae
Gene: pyx
Product: transient receptor potential channel pyrexia
Exons: 14
Coding region: 3134-5950 (938 amino acids)
Biological process (GO): monoatomic ion transport; transmembrane transport
Cellular component (GO): membrane
Molecular function (GO): protein binding; monoatomic ion channel activity
Source: RefSeq, a predicted model, not a curated record